AAGAUAUUUUAUCCUAUUUCAUUAUGGCGGAAUAUCCAAAGAACAAAAAAUGGUAGUAAUAAAAAUAGCGAAAGGCAUAGAGGAUCACUAAACUCUUAGCCUUAAUCAGCGGUCAAGAUUAUACCUUUUAGUGAGAUCCAACGGUCAUAUUUGAUCCAAGUUGUCCCUUAGUGAAAACGAAGAGAUGGCGAAAUUUUGUUUGAUUGGCUAAAAAUCAACACACUGAUAAAAUAAGAGUUGCAGAGAGAGUCUCUCAUCUUCUUCAUUUCUUCACCACCAUCAUCACACACCUUCUUCUUCUUCUUCUUCUCUCUCUAUCACAAGAGAGUCAAAUCCAUGGCUUCUACUUCUUCCCUCGCUCUCUCUCAAGCUCUCCUAGCUCGUGCAAUCUCUCACCAUGGUUCUGACCAACGUGGAUCUUUACCAGCUUUCUCUGGACUCAAAUCCACCGGUUCACGCGCCUCAGCUUCGUCUCGUCGACGUAUCGCUCAAUCCAUGACCAAAAACCGAUCUCUCCGUCCUCUUGUUCGCGCUGCAGCUGUUGAGACUGUUGAGCCAACCACUGAUUCGUCGAUUGUGGACAAAUCGGUCAACUCGAUUAGGUUUUUGGCUAUCGAUGCGGUGGAGAAGGCCAAAUCAGGUCAUCCUGGUCUUCCUAUGGGUUGUGCUCCGAUGGCUCACAUUUUGUAUGAUGAGGUCAUGAGGUAUAACCCCAAGAACCCUUAUUGGUUCAACCGUGACCGAUUCGUUCUAUCUGCUGGACAUGGAUGUAUGUUGCUCUACGCGUUGCUUCAUCUUGCCGGCUACGACAGCGUCCAGGAGGAAGAUUUGAAGCAGUUCCGUCAAUGGGGAAGCAAGACACCAGGACAUCCUGAGAAUUUCGAGACUCCUGGAAUUGAAGUCACUACUGGUCCUCUUGGACAAGGAAUCGCUAAUGCUGUUGGUUUAGCUCUUGCUGAGAAGCAUUUGGCUGCUAGAUUCAACAAACCUGAUGCUGAAGUAGUCGACCACUACACAUAUGCGAUCCUUGGAGAUGGUUGUCAGAUGGAGGGUAUUUCUAAUGAAGCUUGCUCUCUAGCUGGCCAUUGGGGACUUGGAAAGCUCAUUGCUUUCUACGAUGACAAUCACAUUUCUAUAGAUGGAGACACAGAAAUUGCCUUCACUGAGAACGUGGACCAGCGAUUUGAAGCCCUUGGAUGGCAUGUUAUCUGGGUGAAGAAUGGAAACACUGGGUAUGACGAGAUCCGUGCUGCCAUUAAGGAAGCUAAAACUGUUACUGACAAGCCUACUUUGAUCAAGGUCACUACUACCAUUGGUUAUGGGUCUCCCAACAAGGCGAACUCAUACAGUGUCCAUGGAGCUGCACUUGGCGAGAAGGAAGUUGAGGCUACCAGAAAUAACCUUGGAUGGCCGUAUGAGCCGUUCCAGGUACCUGACGAUGUAAAAAGCCACUGGAGUCGUCAUACACCUGAAGGAGCUACUCUUGAAUCUGACUGGAGUGCAAAGUUUGCAGCAUAUGAAAAGAAGUACCCAGAGGAAGCUUCUGAGUUGAAAUCUAUUAUCACUGGUGAAUUACCUGCUGGCUGGGAGAAGGCUCUACCUACAUACACACCAGAGUCUCCAGGUGAUGCCACCAGAAACCUGUCACAGCAAUGUCUUAACGCCCUUGCUAAAGUUGUUCCCGGUUUCCUUGGUGGAAGUGCUGACCUUGCAUCAUCCAACAUGACAUUGCUGAAAGCCUUUGGCGACUUCCAAAAGGCCACACCUGAAGAAAGAAAUCUUAGGUUUGGUGUUAGGGAGCACGGAAUGGGAGCCAUCUGCAAUGGCAUUGCCCUUCACAGCCCCGGUCUUAUCCCUUACUGUGCGACGUUCUUUGUCUUCACCGACUACAUGAGAGGUGCCAUGAGAAUCUCAGCUUUGUCUGAAGCUGGUGUUAUCUAUGUUAUGACCCAUGAUUCCAUUGGUCUUGGAGAAGAUGGACCAACCCAUCAGCCCAUUGAGCACAUUGCAAGUUUCCGUGCUAUGCCCAACACUCUUAUGUUCCGUCCUGCUGAUGGAAAUGAAACAGCCGGUGCAUACAAGAUCGCUGUCACCAAGCGCAAGACACCAUCUAUCUUAGCUCUGUCUAGGCAAAAGCUGCCUCAUCUUCCAGGUACAUCCAUCGAAGGAGUGGAAAAGGGUGGAUAUACAAUUUCUGACGACUCUUCAGGCAACAAACCCGAUGUGAUCUUGAUUGGAACUGGUUCUGAGCUAGAGAUUGCUGCACAGGCUGCGGAGGUGCUCAGGAAAGACGGCAAAACCGUUAGAGUUGUUUCUUUCGUGUGCUGGGAACUAUUUGACGAGCAAUCAGAUGAAUACAAGGAGAGUGUGUUGCCAUCGGAUGUAUCAGCUAGAGUUAGCAUUGAAGCAGCUUCGACUUUCGGAUGGGGAAAGAUUGUUGGAGGCAAAGGAAAGUCCAUUGGUAUUAAUUCAUUCGGAGCCAGCGCACCAGCACCCUUACUCUACAAGGAGUUUGGUAUCACCGUUGAAGCUGUUGUUGAUGCGGCCAAGUCAUUCUUCUAAGAGAUUUAAGAUCGGACCAUUCUCUCUGAGGGGGUUUUGUCUGAAACUUGAUUUGGAAACAAGGCUAUUCACAACAUUGUCUCAUAUCUCGAAAUAAAGUGCAACAAGACACAAAGACUUUCACUUUCUUUUUUGUUUUUGUUUUUUGUACUUCAGGUCAAGAUAGGUUUUCGGUUUGAGAAGAGAAACAAAUUAGAAAGACAAUGUAAAACUCCCAUGAUCAUUCGUGUAAUGCUAAAUGCUUGAAUUUCAGCAAAACUUUCUAGCAUUUGUUUCUUGGGGUGUAGACUAAAUUACCUACAUAAGCAGACAUAAGCAUUGGGUGGACAAGAGAAAACAGGGUUUGGUUCUUCUUUAAGGUAUAUCUACAUUUGGGGGCCCUAUUUAUCCAUAUUGAAGGAAUGGUGAAGUUUCUACCUUGAGAUAUCCAAAUAUCCAUAUCUCUGGGGGUUUUAUCUGAAACUUGAUCUGGAAACAAGGCUAUUCACAAGAGUGUCUUAUAUCUCAAAAUAAAGUACAACAAGACGCAAAGACUUUCACCUUUUUUUUUUGUUUAUUGUAAUUUGGGUCAACUAAGGUUUUGGCCUUUUGGGUUUGAGAAGAGAAACGAUUUAGAAAGACAAUGUAAAACUCC
This is a messenger RNA of Arabidopsis thaliana (thale cress), 3196 nucleotides long. RefSeq names its product Transketolase. The transcript is spliced from 7 exons. Bases 337 to 2562 code for a protein of 741 amino acids. Gene Ontology annotation, cellular component: chloroplast stroma. Gene Ontology annotation, biological process: reductive pentose-phosphate cycle. The record is from RefSeq and is marked reviewed. Gene Ontology annotation, molecular function: transketolase activity. Lineage: Eukaryota; Viridiplantae; Streptophyta; Magnoliopsida; Brassicales; Brassicaceae.